Molecule: messenger RNA, 702 nt
Organism: Vitis riparia (riverbank grape)
Lineage: Eukaryota; Viridiplantae; Streptophyta; Magnoliopsida; Vitales; Vitaceae
Product: photosynthetic NDH subunit of subcomplex B 3, chloroplastic
Exons: 6
Coding region: 1-519 (172 amino acids)
Biological process (GO): P450-containing electron transport chain
Cellular component (GO): mitochondrion
Molecular function (GO): 2 iron, 2 sulfur cluster binding
Source: RefSeq, a predicted model, not a curated record
AUGGCUGCCCUGAAUUUCACCGCCAUAUCCCUCCGGCCACCGGAAAAAUCAUACGUAACUGGAAACCACCGAAACCCCAUUUCUUUUCUUCCAGGAAGGAGACCCAUGAAAAUAGCUGCGGCUGCGAAUUCUGUUGAAUCUUCGCCGACUGUGCCGGAAAAGCCUGAAAUCGAGCUCGAAUUCAUAGGGGAGAAGCCAGGUAGCGAUGGGUCAUACCCAGUGGAGGGGGCGAAGGCAGUGAGUGGAGAGAAGCUUCUGAGGAACAUCAUGUUGGAUAACAAGAUAGAGCUCUACGCCCCGUACGGGAAGCUGAUGAACUGCGGGGGCGGUGGAAGCUGCGGAACUUGCAUUGUUGAGAUUAUUGAUGGAAAAGAUCUUCUGAACGAGAGAACAAACACAGAGCUCCGUUAUCUGAAGAAGAAACCUGAAUCUUGGAGGCUUGCUUGCCAAACUAUUGUUGGAAAUAAAGAGAACUCUGGCAAGGUUGUAGUUCAGAGACUGCCCCAGUGGAAGAAGUGACCAUUUGCACCCCCAGGAAAAGUUUUAAAGCAUUAAAUUCAUGUAUAAAUCAUGUGAGCUCAAUUAUUUUUGAGAUUUCUAAACUUGGACUGCAAAUAUUUAUGAUUUCCUGUCAAUGUUUGUUUGCAUAAUAAUACUAGUUUCUUUGUUGACUUCUGACAAUACAAAUAGCUUGCAGAAAAA